AUGACGACCCGGUCGAGGGGGCGCGAGCAGCAGCAAUCUUCGCGCUCCAAAUCGGCAAGGACCAAGCUUGAUGGGAGCGGCGAGCGAUUGCCAUCGGAGGGCUGCGGGAAAAGGAAAAAGGCCAAGCUUGAUGGGAUUAGCCGGCGAGUAUCAUCGGUGAGGUCCUCCAAGAAAAGGAAAAGUAGGCAGGAUUGGUUGGAGAAGAAGGCCAAGAAGAGAAAUAGGGGGGAGGAUGAGGAUGAUGGCUCCUGCUCCUCGUCCUCGGCAGUCAGCUCUCCGCUUCGGGAGCCUUACAUGCCUGAUGGCACUGAAAUAAGCAAACCCAUCGACAGUGCGAUAUCCGACAAGUAUAGGGAUAUGCAAGAGGAGUACUACGCGAAAAUAGCACGCCAGAUGAAAAUGCCCAUGCUUUGUGAGCUUACACCUCCAAAUUGCCUGGUUAAUGAUCCAACACUUCUUCACAUCCGUGAAUCUUCGAAGAAGAUAGUGCUUCGUGCUGCUCAAUUUAUUGUUGGGCUUUCAUCAUCAUUCGAUGGUGAGCCGCUAGCAUGGUGUUCUGGUUUCUGGAUUGAUUUGGAUAGCGAGAAGAGAACUGGUACCGUUGUGACGACUGCACAUCUGAUUCGCACAAAGCGCCCAUCACCGGAUGCUUGGUUAUGCAAAGAUGAGUAUGCUUCUGAUGUCAAGGUUACUGUCCACUUGCGGGGUGGCGCCGUUGCAAAGGGCCGCCUGCUUUACCACCAGAAGCACUAUAAUCUUGCUUUCUUCAGGGUUAAAAUGCAUCAAUCUAUUCAGUUACCCCAUUUUAUCGAUAAAGUGGAAUGUGCUCAAGACAUUUUAGAGCUUGGAAGAGAUGAAUCUGUCAAACUAGUGAUACAUCAUGGUAGAGUGAAAUAUUCGAAUCCAGACGUGUAUGAGCGGAAUCACCAUAUGCGCAUUGAAGGUCCACGUCGAGACCGUGAGUAUGAUAACGGAGGUCCUGUCAUUGACUUAGACGGGAUGGUUGUGGGAAUGAUUGAUAGUUGUCCAGAAGGGUCUUUUAUACCUUCUUCAGUUUUACUGAAGUGCUUUCAUCUGUGGAGAAACUUCGGGCGCAUCCGUCGACCACACCUUGGAUUGAAAUUUUUUGCCAUCAGCCUUCUAAACCCUGUUCAAGUUGAGGAUAUAUUGAUUGAACAUAAGAUUAAUGAGGGUCUUAUUGUUAACGAGGUGUCAGCAGGCUCUCCUGCCGAAAGAUGUGGAAUUCGAGUUGGGGACGUUGUUGAAUGUUUCAAUGGAAAAUGUGUUUCUACAGUUGUGGAGAAAGGACUAAGGAGGACACAGGAGAAUCAACCUUUAUCAGUCAUGCAUAAUGUCAUUUCCCAGAUCCCAUGCUCUCCAAAUCAUCAUUAUGAUUUUGCAUCUAGUUUCUUCAGUGACAACUGCAAGGAGAAUACUUGCCUUCAUAUGGAAGUACCUGUUGCUCUGGUCUCCUUCUAUCAGCUAUUCACCCAGGACCUCUUCCUCUACAAUUUUUCUGUGCAGAGGAACGUCACAUCCCCUGAAACUUUGUUGAUACUAUUUGCUGGAAAUAUUGACAUUUCACUCACAUUUAUUAGAAAACAUGUUGCUGAGCAUACCGGUGAACGAGUGAAGAUGGCCUUAAUUCUGAUCUGGAUGUGGAGAUUCAGCUUCCCGUAUGGUCACUUGAACCAGCACUUCACCAAGUGA
This is a messenger RNA of Lolium rigidum, 1710 nucleotides long. RefSeq lists its product as uncharacterized. The transcript has 12 exons. NCBI's taxonomy places the organism in Eukaryota, Viridiplantae, Streptophyta, Magnoliopsida, Poales, Poaceae. The record is from RefSeq and is a predicted model, not a curated record. The coding region runs from base 1 to 1710 and encodes 569 amino acids. Gene Ontology annotation, molecular function: protein binding.